AUGUGUCACCUCCUCGCCAGCCUUCUUUUACUAGUUCUAGCAUUUGUCUUAAAUCCCCUCCUUCUACCCUCCGUGGUGUGCUCACGGUUAUGUCCGCGCCACUGCCUUUGUUACGAAAACACCGACUUGGUGGAUUGCCGUGACCGUGGGCUCGAACACGUUCCCAGGGGGCUCCCGCAUGGCACCUGGCUGCUGGAGCUGAGAGGAAACAACCUGAGUGAAAUUUGCACCAGAGCCUUUGCGGGCCUGUGGUCCUUACGGGUGCUCGUGCUGGCCAACAGCCACAUACGGACCCUUCAACCACAGGCUUUCUUCUCAUUGUCUUACCUUGAGAAGCUGGAUCUCAGUGAUAACCGGCUAACAAGUCUUCCUGCUGACUUCUCUGUGGGCCUGUCUGCUCUUAGGGUGCUGCGACUGGAGCACAACAAUUUAGAUCAUCUGUCUGCAUUCAGCUUUGAAUAUCUGGACAACGUUGAGAAAAUGGACCUUAGUCAUAACCAUCUGGUGUCUGUAAGCCCUGGUGUGUUCAGAGGCCUUUCAAGGCUCAGGCAGCUCUACUUGCAAAACAACAGACUGUCUGUCAUGCACCAAGGGAGCCUUGAUAUGCUGCCUGGACUGGAGGUGCUCCAGCUGAGUCACAAUAACAUUUCUCUGAUCGACACGAAGGCUCUGACUCCUCUCUACAACCUAGCGGUUCUCGAUCUGGAGGGAAACAACCUGCGUCACUUGAAAUUCAAAACCUUCCUUAAUCUGCACACAACAGCGACACACAUCCAGCUGGCAGGAAACCCUUGGACCUGCGACUGUGAGCUGCACCGCGUGUUCAGCAAGAUCCUUCACGUUCGACACCUCCACAUCGACGACUACCGCAAUGUGACCUGUCACCAGCCGCCGCAGCUGGCCGGGGCUUCACUGGCUUGGGUAGACAGCAAACUGUGCAUCGCAGAGACAGCCACUGUACUCGUCAUUACCGUAACAGUUCUGGUCACAGUGGUGGCAGCUGUGGUAAUGGCAGAACGGAACAGGAAGAGGAAUCGUGGCAAGAACUGGGACACUGAAUCCCAAAACCAAACCCACAGUCCGCCAUCUUGA
Molecule: messenger RNA, 1092 nt
Organism: Nerophis lumbriciformis (worm pipefish)
Lineage: Eukaryota; Metazoa; Chordata; Actinopteri; Syngnathiformes; Syngnathidae
Source: RefSeq, a predicted model, not a curated record